AGUGACAUAGUGCAAAAUCAAGUGACAGUGCAAGAUCCCUCCCGCCGCCUGAGUGAUAUGUUAAAAAAUAGAUCCUAUUACGUGCCUCUAUAUAAAUUCAUCAAAAAUACAGUGGGGAAAUUAUAAUAAACCGAAUAAAAAUACUCAAGACUUGGCCUAAAGGUCUAGAUGCCAGGCCAUAAACUCCAAAAAAAAAAAUUCCACAAACUAUAUAGAAACACGGCCACAGAACACUAAUACCCUUAGGCGGGAACACGGCUCUUCCCACCUAGGUCGUUCGGGUCGUUCGCGAACUACCCAAGACCCACAAAUUAUAAAGUUGUACCAAGACCAAGACUAAAAGAGUAUAAUAUAUAGAAAAUUAAUUCUACUCAUUGCAUAUUAGUUUGUGAUUAAAGUUGUUGGAAAUAGAAAUGACCUAUUUUAGUGAAAUUUGUAGAAUUUGUUUAUGCGAUAAUCUACGCAUGUAUGUACUAAAGAAGACUGGUCUCGAAAAUUUGUACAAAACAUUGACGAAUAGUUUUAUGGAUGAAGACGAGGAACCCAUAAUUGUCUGUUUCAACUGUCAUGCAAGACUCAUUCGUUGCAGAACAUUACAACAACAGGCUAUUGAGUCAAAAGCAGUUCUGAAGCAGUUGCUUGCAGGAGGGUCCAUGUCAAUACCAAAUCAUCAUGAGGCUAGAGAUAAGAUUCAAUUCACACCAAUUAGUCAUAUAGAUAUCAGGCCAGUAGAGUGUGAUCUAGAUAAUGAUUGUCAGAACGAAAUGUUUAGCCUUGAAUCUGUUAAAGUUGAAGAAGAGAAUUUAGAAAAUGAGAAUUCCAAAUUUGAAGAAAAUGGGAAUCAUGAAAUAGGUAAGAUAUACACAUUUUGUGAUAUUAUUAAAAUAAGGUACAAGUUGGAACACUAAGUUCGAAGUUGUUGACGAGUAUGUUUACCUGGGACAAAUAAUCCGACUAGGUAAGUCCAACUUCGACCGAGAGGUCAAUCGACGGAUUCGACUCGGCUGGGCAGCGUUCGGGAAGCUAUGACACAUUUUCUCGUCAGACAUACCUCAAAACCUUAAAACGAAAUUGUACAACCAAUGCGUGUUGCCAGUGAUGACUUACGGAACUGAGACGUGGUCCUUCACAGCUGGCCGUAUGAGGAAACUCAAGGUCGUUCAGCGAGCUAUGGAGAGGGCUAUGCUCGGAGUUUCUCUGCGUGAUAAACUUAGAAAUGAGGAUAUCCGCAGUAGAACUAGAGUAACCGACAUAGCCCAACGGAUUAGUAAGCUGAAGUGGCAGUGGGCCGGCCAUAUAGCUCGAAGAACCGACAACCGAUGGGGAAGAAAGGUUCUCGAGUGGCAGCCUCGUACCGGUAGGCGAAGUGUAGGGCGACCCCCCACGAGAUGGAGUGACGACCUGGUAAGGCAUGCAGGAAUUCGAUGGAUGCAGGUGGCUCAGGACCGUGCUUUGUGGCAUUCCUUGGGGGAGGCUUAUGUUCAGCAGUGGACUUAUGAAAGGCUGUAAUGAUGAUGAAGGUACAAGUUACCGGAACAAACUUGUGUCUGAAGUCGAGUCUUUGCUGAACAAAGUCUCGGAUUGAGGGCGACUAAAUCUAGUCCAGUUUAAUCCUCAGAAGACACAAGUUUGCGCGUUAACCGCUAAAAAGAACCCCUUUGUCGUAUCUCCUCAGUUUCAAGGCACUCCCCUUCUUGCCUCAGCCAGUAUCGGUAUCCUCGGAGUCGACAUAUCGAGUGACGUGCAGUUUCGUGGUCACUUGGAAGACAAGGCCAAAUUGGCCUCUAAAAAGCUUGGCGUGCUCAGCAGAGCGGGACAGUAUUUCAUGCCGGCACACCGCCUGCAACUUUACAAGGCGCAGGUUCGGCCUCACAUGGAAUACUGUUCCCAUCUCUGGGCAGGGGCUCCCCAGUGCCAGCUCCUUCCACUUGACCGCAUCCAGCGCAGAGCGGCUCGAAUCGUCGACGACCGAGCCCUUUUCGAUCGGCUCGAUUCAUUGGCACUGCGAAGAGAUGUUGCAUCCCUUUGCAUUUUCUUUCGCAUCUACCAUAGGGAGUGCUCUGAGGAAUUGUUCGGAUUAAUCCCAGCCGCCAAAUUUCACGAACGCACAUCGCGGCAGAACUCCCGAUACCAUCCACACCAUCUGGAUGAUUGGCGGUCCACCACUGUGCGAUUUAGAAGAUGUUUUCUUCCUCGAACGACUUCCUUGUGGAAUCGAUUACCAUCAGCGAUUUUUCCGGACCGGUACGACUUAGGGACCUUCAAGAAAAGAGCGUACUCCUUUUUAAAAGGCCGGCAACGAUUCUGCAAUUCCCCUGGUGUUGCAGUUGUUCAUGGGCGGCGGAAGUCACUUACCAUCAGGUGAGCCGCAUGCUCGUUUGACCCCUCCCUGGUGUUGCAGGUGCGUGUAGUGGCGGUUAAGAAUAUCCACUACCCCAUAUCUUCCCGUGGGUGUCGUAAAAGGCGACAAAGGGAAACAGGCAGGAGAUGGGCAGCAGCAUCUUCCUGGUAACGGC
This is a messenger RNA of Parnassius mnemosyne (clouded apollo), 2516 nucleotides long. The record is from the annotation of a GenBank genome assembly. Lineage: Eukaryota; Metazoa; Arthropoda; Insecta; Lepidoptera; Papilionidae.